This is a messenger RNA of Coccidioides posadasii C735 delta SOWgp, 3150 nucleotides long. RefSeq lists its product as uncharacterized. Gene Ontology annotation, molecular function: protein binding. NCBI's taxonomy places the organism in Eukaryota, Fungi, Ascomycota, Eurotiomycetes, Onygenales, Onygenaceae. The record is from RefSeq and is a predicted model, not a curated record.
CUCUUUUCUUUCUCUCUUCUUCUUCUCUUCUUCUCCUUCUCGUCUGCAUGGGCUGACCUCUGCCGUUCUUUUACCAACCCCACGACAUUCAUUUUCAUCGCAGUCUUCAGGCCCAAUCGCUCCUUGAUCAUGGCCUGAUCACUGCCAGUCACUCCUUUCUGACAGUCAACUCACAAUUCCCUCCUUUUGCAGCUUCCCCAAAACCUAAUCGUAAUCCCUGCAAACCAUCCCCGAGUGCUUUCGGGAGACAGAUGUCGACGGAUAUUUGGGCCUCCAAUUGCUGACAACAAAGCCCUAAUAACUACUCAGACUACAAGCAAGACGGGUGCUUCACCGUCGCCUCAAGCGCACUGGUUUGCCGUAUUUCGUCUGAGAUCCCGUCGCCAUGCCUCACCGUCACAACCACCAUGGGCGGCGACACGGGGGCGUCGAGAAACGCGGGAACAUCAGGGACCAGAUUCUUGAUAUAAUAGGAGAUAUCGCACCCAAUAAACGGGAGACCGUGUCGGUAAUCUACAUCACCGCAGACCCAACCUUUGACGGCCCGAUCGGUGGUUAUUCGACUGAAGGCAGGCCGGCGAAGACUCAGGAUCAUGGGGAGGUCGGGACUCCGCUGGAGCACACACGCACUGUCAGCCGCACUACAGUCAGGCCAACCCCCACAAGGAAGCCCACGCCCAAGUCGACGCCUACGACGACCGAGAACACGACCGACACCCCAAGCUCAAGGCCCAAAACAACCCCCUCGACUCUUACCACGUCGACUCCAAGCUCACCAGAUGUGGUCCCGACAUCCACGCUUGACAACGAUGCUUUUGGGAUGUCCUCCGCCACGUCCACGCCUUCGUCCACCGCCGCCCCAGCUUCGGGUGGCUUAUCGUCUGGUGGAAAAGCCGGUCUCGCGAUAGGGAUCAUUGCGCUACUUGGACUACUGGCUGGUGCAGCGCUAUUGUUUGUUCGCAAGAAAAAAAAGAAGAAUGAGGAGAUGGAAACGAUCAAUACUGAGAAGCCAAUGCCUCCACUCCCAAGUCCACUGAUCGUUGCGCCUUCUCCGCCACCGCAGCGCCAGAUGACCCCCUCGGCCCCUCCCCAGUUGAAUAUUCGUCCCAUCACCCAGUUUUCUCCAGAUCUUACUUCACCUUCGCAAAGUAGCUCGACAAUGGUGAACGUUGCUGGUGUUGUCGCGGCGCGCAAUCUCACUGGACAGCAUAACGAUUCCCAGAGCACAUUUUCACCCCCCAAGACAGCGGACAGCACGUCCAAUCCUUUCAAUGAUCCGGUAAAUCCGUUCGAGCCCCGAUCCGGCGCUUCGUCUCCUACGUCUGCCUUGGGUUCUGGACCACCGCAACCUUUGAAUGGGCAUCCGUCCUCCCCAGAAACCUCUAGUGUGCGAGCACCUACGCCAGACGGCAUGAGCACUGGAGCCGCCGUUGCUGUCGGCGCUGCGACUGCUAUCACUGCUGGUGCCGCUGCCAAUAGCCACAGUGGCAAGCCGCCAACCCUUCAACACGUCCCCGGCCCCCCCGCGGGAUGGAUGAAAGACAUGCCUCCCCCAAGUCCCGCUAUGAGCAUUGAUUCCGUUUCUGUCACCUCUACCACAGCUGCAGCAGUCGCCACAGGUGGCCCUGCUCCAAACAACGUUCACCGUGUGCAACUUGAUUUCUCCCCUUCCAUGGACGAUGAACUCGAACUGCGAGCUGGACAACUCGUUCGCCUGCUUCACGAAUAUGAUGAUGGAUGGGCUCUCUGUAUUCGCCUCGACCGCUCUCAGCAAGGUGUUGCCCCGAGAACAUGUCUCUCCGCUAGGCCGGUUAAACCACGUCCUCGUAAUGGUCCACCUGUUCCAGGCCCUCGUGGUCCUCCACCAAUGGGCGGCUCACAUGGUCGUCCAAUGACUCCGGCUAGUGGGCGUAAUUCUCCUGCUCCUGGGCCUCCUCCGAGCGGUCCCCCUCCACCAGGUCCACCUCGAUUUGCACCCCAGCAGGGUAGUCGACCUGCCUCUCCUAGCUCGGGAUAUCGCCCAUAUCAUGCUCCAAACCAGCCGAUGGCACCUGUUCGGUUCCCAGAUGUUCCACGCUCGUUGUCCCCCGGUCCCAGUUCGCGGAUUCCCCAGCAGCGAUCGAUGAGCCCCGGCCCGUAUGGGGCUGGCGGGAUGGAAAAGUCGAAUAUGCCGGAAGCUCAGCGAAAACGAAGCAAUAGUGCCGCUGGUGCAGUGGGGCGUAUCCAUGCACCGAAUCCAGGACCAAGCGCUCUCAGUGCCUCCGUGCAGAACGCCAAUUCGGGCGAUAAACCAACAGAGAACCCCGCCGACAAUCCAGCAGACAAGUUGACAGAAAAGCCAGCAGAGAUUCCAGCAGAGAAGCCAACAGAGAAGCCAUUAGACAAACCUGCGGAGAACCCAGAACCACAGGCAGCGGAACAAACGCCUCCAGAAUCAACGCCUCAGCCCCCAGCGGAGCAAGGAGUGCGGAGGCCUCCUCCCUCAUUGGGCCCUGUGGAAAGAAAACCUGUGCCUGGACAAGCACAGUAAUUUGAACAUACCUUUCAGUGCACAUAUUGGCAACCAUCCCGGUCGUCCGGGCGGAAUAUAUCACCGUAAAUAUUGGACGAUUGUAUUUAGCAAUAUGUUCUUGCUCCCUGGACGGGACGAGCUUCAGACGAUGAGCUACGAUGUGACUGGCGAUACCCAAGCGAAUCUAUUUUCCCUUUUUUACGGCAUUUUCAUUUUCCUUUUCUACCCUUUUUUUUUUUUUUUUUUUUUUUUUUUUUUGUUGGUUUUUCUCUGCUUUCCUUCCUCUUUUCCCCCAAGAGUCUAUGACCGCGGCAUAAUUCUUGGAUAUUGGCUCGUCGGCUAGCCCUCCGCACCGGCACAAUUCCUUGGAAGUAACAGGUCCUCGACUCUCCCAACACAAUCAAUUUGCACUCCAAAGUUGCGUCCGUUGUUGAUGUUUUCGUCUUCUUGGUUUACGUGAAAACACGCGCCAUUACAACAAGACGUGGCAUAUUCCUGGCUGUUUACUCCGAUGUAAAUCGGCCAUGUGAUAAAAGCCCCUUUCAUUUCUUCACUAUCCUCAUUUCGACAUGAGAAACAGUGGAAAGCUGGGUUUCACAUUGUUAGCUCUUCGAUCAGUGUAUCAUCUGUCUUUUGUU